AUGCAGAGCAAUAAAACCUUUAACUUGGAGAAACAAAACCAUACUCCAAGGAAGCAUCACCACCAGCAGCACCACCAGCAGCAACAGCAGCAGCCGCCACCGCCACCAAUACCUGCAAAUGGGCAACAGGCCAGCAGCCAGAAUGAAGGCUUGACUAUCGACCUGAAGAAUUUUAGGAAACCAGGAGAGAAGACCUUCACCCAACGUAGCCGGCUCUUUGUGGGCAAUCUUCCUCCUGACAUCACUGAGGAGGAGAUGAGGAAACUAUUUGAGAAAUAUGGGAAGGCCGGCGAAGUCUUCAUUCAUAAGGAUAAGGGCUUUGGCUUUAUCCGCUUGGAAACACGAACCCUAGCGGAGAUUGCCAAAGUAGAACUGGACAACAUGCCACUCCGUGGAAAGCAGCUGCGUGUGCGCUUUGCCUGCCAUAGUGCAUCCCUUACAGUCCGAAACCUUCCUCAGUAUGUUUCCAAUGAACUGCUGGAGGAAGCCUUUUCGGUGUUUGGCCAGGUGGAAAGGGCUGUGGUCAUUGUGGAUGAUCGAGGAAGGCCCUCAGGAAAAGGCAUUGUUGAAUUCUCAGGGAAGCCAGCUGCUCGGAAAGCUCUGGACAGGUGCAGUGAAGGCUCCUUCCUGCUAACCACAUUUCCUCGGCCUGUGACUGUGGAGCCCAUGGACCAGUUGGAUGAUGAAGAGGGACUUCCAGAGAAGCUGGUUAUAAAGAACCAGCAAUUUCACAAGGAGCGAGAGUAGCCACCCAGAUUUGCACAGCCUGGCUCCUUUGAGUAUGAGUAUGCCAUGCGCUGGAAGGCACUCAUUGAGAUGGAGAAGCAGCAGCAGGACCAAGUGGACCGCAACAUCAAGGAGGCUCGUGAGAAGCUAGAGAUGGAGAUGGAGGCUGCUCGCCAUGAGCACCAGGUGAUGCUGAUGAGACAGGACUUGAUGAGGCGCCAGGAAGAACUUCGGAGGAUGGAGGAGCUGCACAACCAAGAAGUGCAAAAAUGAAAGCAGCUGGAGCUCAGGCAGGAGGAGGAGCGUAGGCGCCGUGAGGAAGAGAUGCGAUGGCAACAGGAAGAAAUGAUGCGGCGACAGCAGGAAGGAUUCAAGGGAACAUUCCCUGAUGCGAGAGAACAGGAGAUACGGAUGGGCCAGAUGGCUAUGGGAGGUGCUAUGGGAAUAAACAACAGAGGCGCCAUGCCCCCUGCUCCAGUGCCAGCUGGUACCCCAGCUCCUCCAGGACCUGACACUAUGAUGCCAGAUGGAACCUUGGGAUUGACCCCACCAACAACUGAACGCUUUGGCCAAGCUGCUACAAUGGAAGGAAUUGGGGCAAUUGGUGGAACCCCUCCUGCAUUCAACCGUGCAGCUCCUGGAGCUGAAUUUGCUCCAAACAAACGUCGCCGAUACUAAUAAAAAUUUCAAUGUCUAGUUUCUCAAAAA
Messenger RNA from Lutra lutra (Eurasian river otter), 1434 nucleotides. RefSeq names its product non-POU domain-containing octamer-binding protein-like. The record is from RefSeq and is a predicted model, not a curated record. Bases 1 to 747 code for a protein of 248 amino acids. Gene Ontology annotation, biological process: regulation of DNA-templated transcription. Gene Ontology annotation, cellular component: nucleus. The transcript has a single exon. Gene Ontology annotation, molecular function: RNA binding. NCBI's taxonomy places the organism in Eukaryota, Metazoa, Chordata, Mammalia, Carnivora, Mustelidae.